Molecule: messenger RNA, 288 nt
Organism: Sinocyclocheilus grahami
Lineage: Eukaryota; Metazoa; Chordata; Actinopteri; Cypriniformes; Cyprinidae
Product: protein flightless-1 homolog
Exons: 2
Coding region: 31-288 (85 amino acids)
Source: RefSeq, a predicted model, not a curated record
CGAAAAAGCAAAGCAGAGAUUACAACUUUGAUGCAGAAUCACGAACCUCCAGAGUUCUGGGAAGUUCUUGGGGGACAGCCUGAGGAAAUCAAGAAACAUGUCCCAGAUGACUUCACUCCUGUUCGACCCAAGCUCUAUAAGGUUGGUUUGGGCUUGGGAUACCUUGAACUUCCUCAGAUCAACUACAAACUCUCUGUGGAGCACAAGGACAAGCUCAAGCUAGAUGUGGUUCCAGAGCAAAGACUGGUAAUGCGGAGUUUAGACUGCUCUGAUUUGCCAUUUACAUAA